Mesoplodon densirostris (Blainville's beaked whale) is the source of this 2178-nucleotide messenger RNA. RefSeq names its product zinc finger protein 684 (gene ZNF684). The transcript is spliced from 5 exons. NCBI's taxonomy places the organism in Eukaryota, Metazoa, Chordata, Mammalia, Artiodactyla, Ziphiidae. The record is from RefSeq and is a predicted model, not a curated record. Gene Ontology annotation, cellular component: nucleus. Bases 467 to 1534 code for a protein of 355 amino acids. Gene Ontology annotation, molecular function: DNA-binding transcription repressor activity, RNA polymerase II-specific; RNA polymerase II cis-regulatory region sequence-specific DNA binding. Gene Ontology annotation, biological process: central nervous system development; negative regulation of transcription by RNA polymerase II.
AGCAGUAGCCUGUAGCCUGUAAUUUUCCAACCAGCACUGUAUGAAGUGAGAGUGGGGGUUUCUCCCAGAUUUGGGAGAUCUCCGUAACCUGAUCUCCAGCUUAGAGUCGGAGCUGGGAGUGUGGCAGUGAAAGACUGGCAGGAGCUCUUGGUGAAUCUUCAGAUUUUCCAGUGAAGACGAAAUAAAGCUGGGAGUCCAUCUUGCACAUUUUAGCCUUUCUAGGGCCCUAGCAGUGCUAGUUGGAAUUUCAAAAAGCCUAGACUGGGCUCAUAGGAGAUGGUGAAUUCCGACGGGGAGGAGGAGGGAGAGGGAGAAGCAGAUUUAGAGUCUAAACUGAAGACUCCAGCUUAAAAAAAAUCCGCACCCCUCCCUCCCCGCCGGGUCCCUGGAUCCAGCUUUCUCAAGAAACCUAUUUGAGAUCUCUUACUCCAGCUACAGAACAGAGACCAGAGAAUCACAGGAAGGAAUGACUUCUAAAGAUACUGAGCUUCGGAGAUCUCUGUGUAAGAGCUGCAGAAAUGGUCAACUUAGAGGGUGUCCAGUCACCAAAACAAAAGUGAUCUUCAAGGUGGAGCAAGGACAAGAGCCAUGGAUGGUGGAGGGAGAGAACCCAUGUUGGCGCUCUCCAGAAGCUGACUGCCCACUUAUUGAUGAAUCAGACAAGCACCAGGAAAGCAAAGACAAUUUUUUUAAUUCAGUUUUGUUCAUGUUCAAUAAAAUUCUGACUGUGAAGAGAAUUCAUGGUUAUAAUAUGAGCACAAGUCUUAAUCCUACAAGAAAAAAAUCAUAUAAAUGUAAGUCAUAUAGGAAGAGUUUGCAACCUACUUCAGACUUACUUAAUUGUAAUAGAUGUUAUACUGGAGAAAACUGUUAUGAAUGCAGUGAAUGUGGGAAAGCCUUCAAAAAGAAGUUUCAUUUUAUUAGACAUGAAAAAAAUCAUACAAGAAAAAAACCCUUUGAAUGCAACGACUGUGGGAAAGCCUAUAGCAGGAAGGCUCACCUUGCAACUCAUCAGAAAAUACAUAAUGGAGAGAGACCCUUUGUGUGCAGUGAUUGUGGGAAAGCAUUUACGCAUAAAGCACAACUCGUGGUCCAUCAGAGACUCCACACUGGAGAGAAGCCUUAUGAAUGCGGUCAAUGCGGAAAAUCAUUCACCUGGAACUCUUCCUUUACUCAACACGUGAAAUCACAUACACUUGAGAACUCAUUUGAAUGUAAGGAAUGCGGGAAAACCUUCAGGUAUAGUUCAUCCCUUUAUAAACACUCUAGAUUUCAUACAGGAGAGAAACCCUAUCGAUGCAUUGUAUGCGGCAAAGCCUUUGGCAACACUUCUGUGCUUGUUACGCAUCAAAGAAUUCACACAGGAGAGAAACCUUAUGGGUGUAUUGAAUGUGGCAAAGCCUUCAUCAAGAAGUCUCAUCUCCUCAGACAUCAGAUAAUUCAUACAGGAGAAAAGCCCUAUGAAUGUAGCAAAUGUGGGAAAGCAUUUUCCCAGAAGUCAAAUCUUAUUGUACAUCAGAAAAUUCAUACGUAAUAUUCACUUAUGAAUCUGAGAAAACUUUAAAUAUUUAAUAAACCUUAUUGAGUAGAGAAUUUAUGGUGAGGAGAAAUCCACCAAUCUGAAUGAACUGGAAGAAUAAAUUCCCAUUAAAAAAACCAAUGCCAAUCAUGUUCUGCAAGUGAUAAUAAAGUUUUUAGAGAAAAGGUCACAGAAAAAGUUAAUUUAUAAAUGCACAUAGAGCUUAGAAAGUAAGCAUAAAUUAAGCAAUCAAGGAAUCAGUGAAAACUACAUUUACCGUCUCUGAUUUUUAAUUUUUAUAACAAAUUAUACAAUUAUGCAAGUGAGUAUAAAAUAUGUUUAUAUUAUAUAUUAUAUUAAAUUAUAUCUAUUAAGAGUUUCUGCAGUAAAUUUCACCAUUUUUUUCUUCCAACCCUAACAGUAACAUGCAAGUGAAAAUGUGGUUUAAUACGUAGUAUGAAUUUCAGUAAUAUUUUCACCCAUUUGCUGGCACUUUUAAGGGGUAUGGCAGUGUUACUGAAUCUCAUUCUCAAACUUGUUAUAAAGAUGUAUAGAACUACACAUAUGUAUAAUUUAACAAGAUACCAAUUGAGAGGGGGAAAGCAGUUGUAUUCUGUAUUACAGUAAGUACUCAGUUGAGGAAAAGAAGUAUUUAAAUA